AUGGCCGGGAGACCACCAGGAUUCGAAGGAAAAAGCCAAAGAAGGCCAGAGAACGGCUUCACUUAUCAGCAAGUGUCAGACUUGCUCUCUAUCCUCGCCGACAGAGGGAAUCCCAAUCAUGUAAAAGCAUUUGACUGGGUACUGGACUGGGCAUAUUCCGAUGAUCUUUCUCCAAAGAAAGUUCUUCGCAAUGUACCAGAGUACAUUGUGAAUCAUUAUGGAUUCCGAAACCGUGACGCUUUGGCCGAUAAGCGAUUCCGCUGGGAAUGGCUCAUUGAGAGUUUUUUAUAUAAAGAAGAUCGGAACCCAGAAAACACACACUGGUACAUCGAGGGGCCGUCGAAGGACAAAAAGGACAAGGCUUCAGAAUCGAGUGGUAGUAAACGUGAUACAGAUUCGAGUACGCACCGCUCGGACCACUCUCGUCGCACCCUUGGUUCCUCAAGUCACCAAUCUGGUAAGCCACCACGCAAAAAGCGUUAA
Messenger RNA from Sclerotinia sclerotiorum 1980 UF-70, 483 nucleotides. RefSeq lists its product with no specific name. The coding region runs from base 1 to 483 and encodes 160 amino acids. Lineage: Eukaryota; Fungi; Ascomycota; Leotiomycetes; Helotiales; Sclerotiniaceae. The record is from RefSeq and is a predicted model, not a curated record. The transcript has a single exon.